This is a messenger RNA of Hibiscus syriacus, 487 nucleotides long. RefSeq names its product non-specific lipid transfer protein GPI-anchored 19-like. Gene Ontology annotation, biological process: lipid transport. Gene Ontology annotation, molecular function: lipid binding. The record is from RefSeq and is a predicted model, not a curated record. Lineage: Eukaryota; Viridiplantae; Streptophyta; Magnoliopsida; Malvales; Malvaceae. The transcript is spliced from 2 exons. The coding region runs from base 26 to 472 and encodes 148 amino acids.
GAGUCCAAGCAACGGCAGCUACACCAUGAAGGGAUCAGCAAUAGUUGCAAUGCUUUUUAUAGCAAGUUUGUGGACAGGAUCGAUGGCGCAAUCCAGUUCGGGUUGCACCAAUGUGCUGAUUAGCAUGUCUCCCUGUCUGGAUUACAUACAAGGGAACUCAUCGAGACCGUCUUCUUCGUGCUGCUCGCAGCUCGGUAACGUCGUGAGGUCGAACCCUCAGUGCCUCUGCCAGGUCCUUAACGGCGGUGCUUCAUCACUCAGUGUCAGUGUUAACCAGACUCAGGCAAUGGCUCUCCCCACUGCUUGUAACGUUAAGACUCCCCCUGCUAGCCAGUGCAAUGGUGGUGCUUCUCCUUCUGAAUCUCCCUCGGGAACAUCGAGUUCUCCUUCAUCAGGUGGCUGUUCCAAGAGUAAUGUUCCAACAACAGACGAUAGCACAUGGAGUGGGAACUCCACGAUUCAAUCCUUUUAGUUCUUGACUUUAUUU